Messenger RNA from Cucurbita pepo subsp. pepo (vegetable marrow), 1374 nucleotides. RefSeq names its product putative indole-3-pyruvate monooxygenase YUCCA8. Gene Ontology annotation, biological process: auxin biosynthetic process. Gene Ontology annotation, molecular function: flavin adenine dinucleotide binding; N,N-dimethylaniline monooxygenase activity; NADP binding. NCBI's taxonomy places the organism in Eukaryota, Viridiplantae, Streptophyta, Magnoliopsida, Cucurbitales, Cucurbitaceae. The record is from RefSeq and is a predicted model, not a curated record.
ACAAAAACAUAUUUUUUAACGAAGAAGGAAAAAAAUGGAGUUCAAUUUGCUUCAUCCUGUCGAUCAUGAAGGCUAUUUGUUCUCUCAAAACCGGUGUGUUUGGGUUAACGGUCCGGUGAUUGUCGGCGCCGGACCGUCGGGACUGGCGACGGCGGCUUGUUUGAGAGAACAAGGCGUUCCGUUUGUGGUCAUCGAAAGAGCUGAUUGCAUAGCUUCGUUGUGGCAAAAGCGGACUUACGAUAGGCUUAAACUUCAUCUUCCAAAGCAAUUUUGCCAGCUUCCUCGGCUUCCAUUUCCUGAAGAUUACCCAGAAUACCCUUCCAAGAAGCAAUUCAUUCAGUAUCUCGAAAGCUACACACAGAAAUUCGAAAUUAAACCACAGUUUAAUGAGAGCGUUCAAUUGGCUCGCUAUGAUGAAACCAGUGGCCUUUGGCGUGUCAAAACAGAGUCCAUCUCCGGCGAGGUUGAGUACAUUUGCCGCUGGCUUGUGGUCGCUACCGGCGAGAAUGCAGAGUGUGUCACGCCGGAAAUUGAUGGUCUCAACCAAUUUUCCGGCGAGGUUUUGCAUGUUUCCGAUUAUAAAUCCGGCGAAAGGUUUAAAGGGAAGAAAGUUUUAGUUGUGGGUUGUGGGAAUUCCGGUAUGGAAGUUUCUCUGGACCUUUGCAAUCAUGAAGCUUCUCCAUCAAUGGUGGUUCGAAGCUCGGUGCAUGUUCUACCGAGGGAGAUUCUUGGAAAAUCGACUUUCGAAUUGGCUGUUUUGCUGAUGAAAUGGCUUCCACUUUGGCUUGUGGAUAAACUGAUACUGAUUUUGGCUUGGUUUGUGCUUGGAAAUAUAGAAAGAUAUGGGAUAAAGCGGCCAUCAAUGGGGCCAUUGCAGCUCAAGAACACGACAGGAAAAACCCCUGUUUUGGACAUUGGAGCACUAAGCAAAAUCAGAUCCGGAGAUAUUGAGGUUGUUCCAGGGAUCAAAAGAUUCACCGAGAAGCAAGUUGAGUUCAUCAAUGGCGAAACAAUGGACAUCGAUGCAGUUCUUUUGGCAACUGGAUACAGAAGCAAUGUUCCAUUUUGGCUUCAGGAAAAGGAAUUCUUCGCGAAAAACGGGUUCCCAAAGACUGAAUUCCCACAUAGUUGGAAAGGGAAAUCUGGGCUUUAUGCCGUUGGAUUCACGAGGAGAGGGCUGUCUGGAGCAGCCUCAGAUGCCAUUAAAAUUGCUCAAGAUAUCGGCGGUGUUUGGAGACAAGAAAUAAAGCAGAAGAGACGCCCAACUGCUUGCUUGAGAAGAUGCAUUUCUCAAUUCUAAUCCAAACAAAUAUACAAACAAACAAACAAACAAUAAUCUUCAUUCAUUCUUUUGGUGUAAAUUUUAAUGGCACU